CCAGCCUAUGUUUGUGCUUCUGUAUAAAGAUGCUUAUUUCAACACUAACGAACUUAAUGAUUCUUUGCCUAGUGUUGUUAAAUCUCUUUUGCAGAACUUCAAGUAUGUGUUUCCAAAUGAUGUUCCUAAUGGUUUACCACCAGUAAGAGGAAUCAAGCAUCAAAUUGACUUCAUUCCUGGUGCAACAAUUCCAAACCGGCCAGCAUAUCGAAGCAAUCCCAAUGAGACGAAAGAACUUCAAAGGCAGGUCGAAGAACUCAUGAAAAAGGGACAUGUGAGAGAAAGCAUGAGUCCAUGUGCAGUACCAGUGCUACUUGUGCCUAAGAAGGAUGGGACUUGGCGUAUGUGUGUUGAUUGUCGCACGGUCAACAAAAUCACUGUAAAGUAUCGUCACCCUAUUCCUAGAUUAGAUGACAUGUUAGAUGAGUUGCAUGCUGAUGGAAUCGCAGUAGAUGAAGCAAAGGUUAAGGCUAUUAAAGAAUGGCCAACACCUAAAAAUAUUUCUAAGGUGCGGAGUUUUCAUGAUUUGGCAAGUUUCUACCGGAGAUUCAUCAAGGAUUUCAGCACAAUUGCAGCAUCGUUGACUGAAAUUGUGAAAAAAAGUGUUGGAUUUAAGUGGGAAAGUAUUGGCAUUGGCGCUGUUUUGAUGCAAGAGCGGCAACCUAUUGAAUUUUUCAGUGAAAAUUUGACUGGUGCAGCACUUAACUAUCCUACUUAUGACAAGGAGAUGUAUGCAUUGGUAAGAGCUUUAGAGACAUGGCAGCAUUAUCUUUGGCCUAAGGAGAUCGUGAUACAUACUGAUCAUGAGUCAUUGAAGCACCUGAAGGGACAAGGUAAGUUGAAUAGACGACAUGCUAAGUGGGUGGAAUUCCUUGAGACGUUUCCCUAUGUGAUCAAGUAUAAACAAGGAAAGGAAAACAUUGUGGCUGAUGCAUUAUCUCGUAGACAACGGGUCAAGGUUUUUACCUUUGGUUCUUGUUGCGACAUAAACAACGGGUCAAGGUCCUAUCAUAAACCUGAUUUAGCUUUCCUGGAGUUUACAAAUCCCUUGUCGUGCUGUGGGUCUCAUUGUUCUCUUUGGGGUUCUCAUCAGUCCAAGUUCAAGAUGACUUACAUUGAGGAUCUGGAUGUCACACUGAUAGAUGUGAAUUUAAGUGAUGAGAAUAUGGCUUUUGAUGAUAUUGUGCUUAUUACAACGCAAGAGAUUGAGAGGGGAGAUAACUCAGAGAAGAAUGGGUCAAAGGAGAUUGAGAAAGGCAAAAAGAAAGUGUCAAAAGCAAAGGGAAAAGGAAAGGAAGUUCAAGUGCUACCGGAUUGGGGGAUAGAGAAUGUGUUUGCACUUACUGUUGACAAUGCAUCUACUAAUGAUGGGGUUGUGAAGGUGGUUAAGGACGCAUUGAACAAGCAGGAAAGUAGUGUUCUAGGUAGGGAUGAGUUGCAUAUGAGGCAGAGCCCUCAAAGAUUGAAUAGGUUUAAGGAAGCUACUACGAUUGAGAAAACUGAUUCCAAGAAGCUGUCAUCCAUGGAUACACCAACAGGGUGGAACUCUUUGCUUUUAAUGCUUGAAACAACAGAAAAGUUUGAGCUGACUUUUGAAAGGAUGUAUGGAGAAGAAUUAAGAAUGGUGUAUGGUGAGAUGGUGCAGAAUGAAUGCAUCAAGCUGUUUGAUGCGUACAAAAGAAUCUUGUGUUCUGAGAUGGGUUUAGAGAGAAAGACCUAUUUGAUAAGCGAGUACUCAAAGUACUUGGAGGGAAUGGAAGUAAGAAGAGAGAAAUUAGAAUUGGAAAGAUACUUUCAAGAAGAAAUUAAGCCACUCAUUGAGGACUUUGAUGUGUUAAAAUGGUCGAAGUUGCAUGGCCCUAAGUUCCCAACUGUUGCUGCAAUGGCUAAAGAUAUCUUGGCUAUGCCAAUCUCUACAAUUGCCUCAGAAUCUACAGUUAGUACUAGAGGUAGAGUGCUUGAUGCAUUUAGAAGCUCCUUGACACACCAAGAAUGGCUCAAGCACUAAUUUGUGCACAAGAUUGGCUAAGGUAAUGCAACAAGGAACAGGAGCUGUGGUUUAUAAGGAUCUUUUUUUGUGUGUAGUUUAAGAUCAAUUUGAUGCUCUAUUACUAUAUUGAAAUACAAUAUAGUUUUUGUAUAAUUUUUUGGACAAAAUUACAAAGAUGAUGGCAAGUUAACACUAGACAUGCUUAGAUGAUGCACCUACUUAAUUAGUUUUUGAUGAUGAUGGCUGGAUUCUAAUUUUUACAUAGAUAUUUUGUCAUGGCUUUUGUUAAUUGGAUACAGUCUAUGCAAAAAGAUUGGUUUUUUGUAUGCAAUGUCUAAGAAUGUACUAAUUAUCAAAUAUAUUAUUGUAAGGUCU
This is a messenger RNA of Rubroshorea leprosula, 2365 nucleotides long. The record is from the annotation of a GenBank genome assembly. Lineage: Eukaryota; Viridiplantae; Streptophyta; Magnoliopsida; Malvales; Dipterocarpaceae.